AACAGUGGCAAAUCCUGCAUCCCGACAACCACGUCAGCUAAGGACACAGCUUAGCCCCAUUAUCGCCCCUCUGGUUUUACUGCAUAGCAGGCUGAGCCAUGAACAUCUCUGAGGAGGGCCUCUACACCAGCGCCUCUCACCAAGAAAACAUUAUCUUUGCUGUGUUUUACAUCCUAAUUUUCAUCAUUGCUGUUCCUGGGAAUGCUUUGGCACUGUGGGCCUUCUUUCGUCAGGACAACACGUCUCCGUCUGUUGUUUUCCUGAGGCACCUUUCCAUAGCAGACAUCUCCUAUGUCCUUAUUUUACCCAUGCGUAUCGUUUACCACCUCUCUGACAGCCACUGGCCCUUCGGACAUGUGCUCUGUGAGUUAUCAGGCUUCCUCUUUUACCUUAACAUGUACUGCAGCCUCUACUUAAUGAGCCUGAUCAGCCUGGACAGAUUAGUUGCUGUGGUUUUCCCUAUUAAAUCAUACAGAAUCAGGAAGGCUAAAUAUGCAAAAGUGGCUGCUGGAGUUCUCUGGGGGAUAGUUAUUGUGUCCAUGAGUCCUAUACUUUUAUCUGUAGUGAAAGGGACCAGCAGUGCACCUGGCGUCUGCAACAAGCUGUACUUAGAAAAAACCUCUCCCACAGCUCUGAUUUCCACAAUAGUGGCAUUUGUUAUUCCCCUCACCACCAUAGUGGUUUCCUACAUCCUGAUUCUGUUGAAACUAAGAACAGUCAAACAAAAAGAAGAACGGCCGGUGAAGGAUAAGGCCAUCAAAAUGAUCGUGCUCAUCGUGAUGAACUUCCUGUUUGCUUUUGUACCCUACCAUGUGAGUCGAGUGAUAUAUAUCCAAUUUCACAGUCGUGGGAGUGUGAUUGCAGCAAGCUACGAGUCAGUGGGAAGAGCCAAUCACAUCACAUCGGCCCUCACCUGUGUCAGUGGUAUACUGGACCCGGCCAUGUACUUCUUCCUAAACCCAGGAUACAGGAACAAAUUACUCAAGUUGUUCUGUAAAAAUAAAGACAUUAAUCAAGCAAUGACUGUUUAGGUCACUGUUUAAAACCAAUGCAUGGAACUGUUGAACAUACUGUAUUUAUAUACCCACUUCUUUAUCACCAAGACAUCCUUUAAAAUGUUAUAUUCUGAGAAAUGUUUGUGUGCAACCUUCAAGUGUUAUUAAAAACCUAUGACAUA
Molecule: messenger RNA, 1177 nt
Organism: Solea solea (common sole)
Lineage: Eukaryota; Metazoa; Chordata; Actinopteri; Pleuronectiformes; Soleidae
Product: uracil nucleotide/cysteinyl leukotriene receptor
Exons: 2
Coding region: 99-1031 (310 amino acids)
Biological process (GO): positive regulation of Rho protein signal transduction; phospholipase C-activating G protein-coupled receptor signaling pathway
Cellular component (GO): membrane
Molecular function (GO): G protein-coupled receptor activity
Source: RefSeq, a predicted model, not a curated record